Molecule: messenger RNA, 1980 nt
Organism: Ambispora gerdemannii
Lineage: Eukaryota; Fungi; Glomeromycota; Glomeromycetes; Archaeosporales; Ambisporaceae
Source: the annotation of a GenBank genome assembly
AUGGAAGUUAAACGUUCCUCAUAUAAUAAGCUGAUCGAGCUUUUGCAAAAAGACGCAAAAAUUCAAAAGCCCAUUAAAAGAAGAAAGCUAGCAAAAGACACAUAUUCUGUAGAUAAAUCUUUAUUUCAGCAGGAAGAAUAUUCGGCAAAUAAAGAGACUGCUAAGACUUCUAUUGUUCAUACAGAGGAAGUGAAAAAGGCAAAACCAGAAGAAAUUUCCUUGAAAACAGAAAAUAAUAAAUUAAGUAAUUCUGAUUCCGAAGAAGAGGAAGAUUAUCAAGAUAAUUACGAGCAACAUUAUGGCGAUCACGAUCCAAAUUCUUUAAAGAAUCUGAUUUCAAUUGUGGAGACUAAAGCAUGGAAUGUGACAAACUAUGAAGAUCCAUCUUUAAAAUUAGUAUCAAAAAGUAUGACGAACGAUGAUUGUAAAGAAUCCCCAAUAAUAACUCAUCUUAAUCCAUCUAAGAUCAAGAAACGAAUAUUCGAAUCUUGGACAAAACUUGACGAAAAUGGUGAAUAUUUGACUGAGCUGCAGUCGGGUUUUCUCCAUCAAUUUUUACAAUAUCGUGAUAUUCUCUAUACGAAUCGGAACAUUAAAGAUGCUCGUGAAAUCAGACAUAUAUACGCAUUGCAUGUGUUAAAUCAUGUCUUCAUUGGACGAGAUCACAUAAUCAAAAACAACGCAAAAAUUGCACGUGCUCAAGCAACAAACAAAGAAAUAAAUGAAAUUCGUGAUCAAGGAUUCACAAGGCCCAAAGUUUUGAUUCUAUUGCCUUUUAAAAAUUCGGCAUUAGAUUUAGUCAAAAUAUUAAUUACUUUAUCAGGGUCUCAGCAACAGGAAAACCGUAAAAGAUUUUUUGAGGAGUUUGAUAUCCCAAAGGAAGAGGAAACUAUAAACCCUAAUAAGCCAGCCGAUUUUUUAGCAACUUUUCAAGGAAAUAUAGAUGAUUCCUUUCGAAUUGGUAUAAAAUUUACUCGCAAGACAAUGAAAUUAUAUGCUGAUUUUUAUUCGGCCGAUAUUAUUAUCGCUUCACCUUUGGGUCUAAGAAUUAUAAUUGGGGCUGAAGGUGACAAGAAACGAGAUUUUGACUUCUUAUCUUCGAUCGAGUUGCUUAUUAUCGAUCAAUGUGAUACUUUGUUAAUGCAAAACUGGGAUCACGUUGAGCACAUUUUUGAUCAUCUCAAUUUGAUUCCGAAAGAACAUCAUGACUGUGAUUUUGCUCGUGUAAAGAAUUGGUAUCUGGAUGGCAAUGCAAAAUAUCUUCGGCAAACUCUGCUUUUUGCCGACUAUUUGACGCCUGAAAUGAACGCAUUAUAUAAUACAUAUCUUUUUAAUAUAGCCGGUAAAUUAAAAAUAAAACAUCUACAUCAAGGCUCGAUAUUAGAUGUAAUUCCUCAAGUUCAACAGAUUUUUAUCCGCAUCGAAUCCUCUUCUUUGCUUGAUGCUGGUGAUGCACGAUUCAAAUACUUUACUGAAAAGACACUUCCAUCUCUGCGUAAAUCAGCGAUUAUAAAUCAAGCUCACACUAUGAUAUUCAUAUCUUCUUAUUUUGAUUUUGUACGUUUACGUAAUUACUUUGAGGAUAAUGCGUAUUCAUUUGCCAGUCUAUGCGAAUAUACUCCUAGUCCUGAUGUUAAACGCGCGCGAGCACAUUUCUCUAAUGGAAAGCGAGAUUUUUUGCUCUAUACGGAACGGUUACAUUUUUUCAGAAGGUACCAAAUUCGCGGUGUUCGACAUAUUGUAUUUUAUGAUUUACCAGAUCAUCCACAUUUUUAUUCUGAACUUUUAAAUUUGUUAUCAACUACUAUGGGAGGUUCAACUUCAAAAUCAAUGGCAUCUGACAUGCUGACCGAUGAUAAUUUAUUCUCUUGCCAAAUAUUAUUUUCAAAGUAUGAUCAUUUGAAAUUGGAGCGGAUUGUAGGCAGUAAUCGUGUGAACAGGAUGCUGAAUGCUAAUAAAAACAUUUUCAUACUUUCUUGA